AUGGGUACCAUUCAACCUCACGUCGUAGAGGAUUGUUGCGGAAUCGUUCAACUCUAUAGCGACGGCACUAUUUUCCGCUCCAAAGACUUGAAGUUAGACUUUCCGGUCCACGACGACGGCUCCGUCCUUUGGAAAGACUACCUAUUCCACCAAACCCACGACCUCCAUCUCCGCCUCUAUAAACCCGCGCCGCCGACGACCUCCGCCGCCGCAAAACUUUCGGUGGUUUUCUUCAUGCACGGUGGCGGAUUUUGUGUGGGGUCAAGGACGUGGCCUAACUUCCACAACUGUUGCAUGCGCCUGUGUUCCGGGCUACAAGCCGUCGUCAUUGCGCCGGAUUAUCGCCUCGCCCCGGAGCAUAGGCUUCCGGCAGCGUUGGAAGAUUCAUUGAGUGCUCUUAAGUGGCUUCAAUCUCAGACCAUCAAUAAUAAAAAUGAUGAUGAUGGAGUGCCGCCGGUUGACGUUGACCGGGUUUACGUUCUGGGGGACUCCUCCGGUGGGAACUUGGCUCACCACUUGGCCGUACAGCUCGGACCGGGAUCGCCGGAGCUGGCUCCGGUGAGAGUACGUGGCUAUGUGCUGAUGGCGCCGUUCUUUGGAGGGACGGUGAGGACUAAGUCCGAAGUGGAGGGACCUCCAGAACCGCUCUUAACUUUGGAGCUUCUUGACUGUUUUUGGAGGCUGUCAUUACCGAUUGGAGAGACUGCGGAUCACCCACUGGCGAAUCCUUUUGGGCCUUUAAGCCCAAGUCUGGAAUCGGUAAUUCUGGACCCACUAUUGGUGAUUGUUGGGGGAGGUGAGCUGAUGAAAGAUAGAGUGGAAAACUAUGCAAACAAAUUGAAGGAAUUAGGAAAAGAAGUCAAGUACCUUGAAUUCCAAGGAAAACCACAUGCUUUCUUUACCAAUGAUCCAUACUCGGAUGUGUCAAGUGAAGUUUUGAAGCAGAUUAAGAGUUUUAUUAGCCAAAUUACUCAGAUAAGUUAA
This is a messenger RNA of Oldenlandia corymbosa var. corymbosa, 984 nucleotides long. The record is from the annotation of a GenBank genome assembly. Lineage: Eukaryota; Viridiplantae; Streptophyta; Magnoliopsida; Gentianales; Rubiaceae.